Coprinopsis cinerea okayama7#130 is the source of this 422-nucleotide messenger RNA. RefSeq lists its product as hypothetical. Lineage: Eukaryota; Fungi; Basidiomycota; Agaricomycetes; Agaricales; Psathyrellaceae. The coding region runs from base 1 to 237 and encodes 78 amino acids. The transcript has 2 exons. The record is from RefSeq and is a predicted model, not a curated record.
AUGGAAGAAAGUAGGUCCGGGCGGGUGGCAAGUCGUGGAAAGAAUCAUCUGAACACUCUGUGGAUUCGACCACCAUCAUCAGCAUGGGGGCAGGCUAGGAAGCGAUUGCAAGUUGCAACUCGACCAGCUGGAUGGAAAGUGCUACAGGAUACGAGAAGGGUCCAACGCAAGCGAAGUGGACCAGGGGGAACGAGGGAAGGGUGGUCUGAUAUCGGUUGUCAGGGUCGAGGGUUCUAGGUUUCCCACCUCCUGGUCCAUUCCUGCCACUCUCGUUGUGGCCUGAACGUUGUGGUCGAUGUCGAGCUAGCCGUCUCUGUGGUCGAUAGGGUUCGACAUCGUGUAUAGUGAGCUGGAGAACGCUGGCGACAGCGAGCCCUGAGUCUCGGCGGCCAGGGAAUGGAGCAGAACAAGAAGUUGCGGAA